Prorocentrum cordatum is the source of this 891-nucleotide messenger RNA. NCBI's taxonomy places the organism in Eukaryota, Dinophyceae, Prorocentrales, Prorocentraceae. The record is from the annotation of a GenBank genome assembly.
AUGUCGAGUGGUGCGACUACGACCGGAGGAGCUGCUGGCGGCUCAGCAGCACUCCGAUUGGACGUCCCAUCAUGGGACGGAGAGCCCGACAAGCAGCUGGCAUACAAGUUCGACGUCGGGCUCUUCAGCAAGAGCUAUAAGAUGCAGGACAGGUACGUGGUGGGACCCCAGCUGGUGAGAGCGCUGGGGGCAAGAACACGCAGACUGGCACAGGCGUGCCCAGACAUCGACAAGAUCGACGAAGUCACCGACGAGGGCAAGCUGACAGGAUGGCAACGAGUCUUCGACUUCCUCUUGUCGAAGCUCGACCUGUCCAACGUGAACGAGAUGGGGAACUCAGCUGAGAAGUUCUUCAACAAGCUCCAGCGGGAGCCGGGUGAGGGCUUCCCCGACUGGACGGCGCGCUGGGAGGCGCACGAGCGUGACCUCGUGUCGCAGCUGAAGGCGGUGGACAGCUCGGACGAGGAGGUCGUCGCAGCGCCUCUGAGGACGUGGUGGUACCUCCGCCGAUCGCGCCUGAGCCCUGUGGCAAGGGGCGAGAUCACCGCUACGGCGGGCGGCGACUGCGACUUCGGCAGGACGUACAAGGCGCUGUGCACGAGGUACCCGCUGGAAGCGCUAAAGGAGAUCGACGGGGUCCGCGAGAAGAAGGACAGGCGCGCGGGGUUCUUCGGCGAGGCCGAGGAGGCCGAGCAGGAGGACCACGACUUCGAGGACAGGUCCGAGAUCGCGGACAUCGUGCACCAGCUGGUGAACUUAGCGGACGAGGAGGACUCGACCCUCUUCGAAGACUCCGAGCUUGUCGACGACUACGAGGACGGCCUCUACGCGGAGUUCAGGCAGCUGGGCAGGAACUUCAAGGACGCGAGGGACCUCAUCAGGAAGCUCAAG